Heteronotia binoei (common prickly gecko) is the source of this 3057-nucleotide messenger RNA. It is a transcript of the gene RPS6KA5, whose product is annotated as ribosomal protein S6 kinase A5. Bases 607 to 2976 code for a protein of 789 amino acids. The record is from RefSeq and is a predicted model, not a curated record. Gene Ontology annotation, molecular function: ATP binding; protein serine/threonine kinase activity; magnesium ion binding. NCBI's taxonomy places the organism in Eukaryota, Metazoa, Chordata, Lepidosauria, Squamata, Gekkonidae. The transcript is spliced from 17 exons. Gene Ontology annotation, biological process: intracellular signal transduction; protein phosphorylation; regulation of DNA-templated transcription.
AGGAGAAAACUAGAGAGAGAAGCAGCGAGAGAGAGGGGGGAAUCGAAGGGGGGAAUCGAAGAAACAGCCAGCGAUUGGCCCAAGCCCGGAACCAAUGAGGGCGCGUGCCUUUCGGCGGGUCGGGAGGGGGGGAGUAACACGCAACGGUCGCUGACCAACCGUUGCCGUCGUGUGUAGCCUCGAGCGCCAAUGAGCGUUCGUCUCCCCCUAUUGCAUCGGUGAGGGCGGGAGGAAGAGGGAGUAGAUAGAAUCUCUUCGAUAUGACGGCUCCUCCUGCCUGCCCCUGGCUGGCCCCCUUCUGCUAGAAAUGGGGGGGUCGGUGGGUGGAUGAGAGAAGAACAGAAGGGUCCGGAUUUCUGGGAGGGGUGUCUCCCCCCCCCUUCUGAUUAGCGUUUGUCAAUGUGGGCGGCUUAGGUCAUUGUUAUCGCUAGUGUUUUGAAAUAAGAAACACUUGAAAACAUGAAAAACGGUUUUAAGGAAUAAUAAUAUAUAUUUAUAUAUAUAUGUAUAUAUAUUAAACAAAAAUCACCCUCGCAGUUAGGUGGCUCUCCUCCGGCACCAGAGGAGGAGGGUGGGGGGAUAAGAGUGAGGUGAGCCUCUGAGGAAAUGGAGGGACCCUCCCGUUGCUCCGCGGGAGAAGGGGAACGGACUCUCCUCACGGUCAAGCACGAGCUGAAGAACGCAAAUUUGACAGGCCAUGUGGAAAAAGUGGGCAUUGAGAACUUUGAACUCCUGAAAGUUCUUGGAACAGGAGCCUAUGGAAAGGUGUUUCUGGUGAGGAAAAUAAGUGGACAUGAUGCUGGCAAGUUGUAUGCAAUGAAGGUAUUGAAAAAAGCAACAAUAAUUCAGAAAGCCAAAACAACUGAACAUACAAAGACUGAACGGCAAGUACUGGAGCACAUUCGACAGUCUCCAUUUUUGGUCACUUUGCAUUAUGCUUUCCAGACAGAUACAAAGCUUCAUCUCAUUUUGGAUUACAUAAAUGGAGGAGAACUUUUUACCCAUCUUUCACAAAGAGAGAGAUUUACUGAAGAUGAAGUACGAAUAUACAUUGGAGAGAUUGUAUUGGCACUCGAACAUCUACACAAGUUGGGAAUUAUCUAUCGUGAUAUAAAACUUGAAAAUAUUCUUCUUGAUUCUGAUGGUCAUGUGGUGUUGACAGACUUUGGCUUGAGUAAGGAGUUCAUUAGCGAUGAGAAUGAGAGAGCAUAUUCUUUCUGUGGAACUAUAGAAUAUAUGGCUCCAGAUAUUGUCAAAGGAGGGGAGGCAGGACAUGACAAAGCUGUUGAUUGGUGGAGUCUAGGUGUUUUAAUGUAUGAAUUACUAACCGGCGCAUCACCAUUUACAGUUGAUGGAGAGAGAAACUCACAAACAGAGAUAUCUAGGAGAAUAUUAAAAAGCGAACCUCCUUAUCCUGAAGAAAUGAGUGCUCUAGCUAAAGAUAUAAUUCAGCGUCUUCUAAUGAAAGAUCCCAAGAAAAGACUGGGCUGUGGUUUGAGUGGUGCUGAUGAAAUCAAACAACAUCCUUUCUUCCAGAGAAUAAACUGGGAUGAUAUGGCUGCCAAAAAAGUGCCAGCUCCAUUUAAGCCAGUAAUUCGUGAUGAAUUGGAUGUUAGUAACUUUGCAGAGGAGUUUACAGAAAUGGAUCCAACCUAUUCUCCAGCGACUACUCCACAAGCUGCAGAUAAGCUCUUCCAGGGGUAUUCCUUUGUUGCACCCUCUAUCUUAUUCAAACGCAAUGCAGCUACCAUGGAUCCCAUUCAGUUUCUGACAGCAGUUGACCAACCUGGAGUUACAAGUAUUGCCAGAAGUGCUAUGAUGAAGGACUCUCCAUUUUAUCUUAAUUAUGAAUUGGAUCUCAAAGAAAAACCACUGGGAGAAGGAAGCUUUUCCAUCUGUCGAAAAUGCUUACACAAAAAAACCAGUCAAGUGUAUGCCGUAAAAAUUAUUAGUAAAAGACUAGAAGCCAAUACCCAGAGAGAAAUAACAGCUUUAAGACUCUGUGAGGGACAUCCCAAUAUUGUGAAGCUGCAUGAAAUUUAUCAUGAUCAGCUCCACACAUUUCUAGUAAUGGAACUUCUGAAAGGAGGUGAAUUACUUGAACGUAUCCAGAAAAAGAAACUCUUCAGUGAGACUGAAGCCAGUUAUAUCAUGCGCAGACUUGUUUCAGCAGUGAGCCAUAUGCAUGAUGUAGGAGUAGUCCACAGAGAUCUAAAACCUGAGAAUUUAUUAUUUACUGACGAAAGUGAUAAUUCUGAAAUAAAAAUAAUUGAUUUUGGAUUUGCCCGCUUAAAGCCACCUGACAAUCAGCCACUUAAGACUCCAUGUUUUACUCUUCACUAUGCUGCUCCAGAACUCUUAAAUCGUAAUGGUUAUGAUGAAUCAUGUGAUCUCUGGAGUCUAGGAGUCAUUUUGUAUACAAUGCUCUCAGGACAAGUACCUUUCCAGUCUCAAGAUAAAAGUAGAACAAGCACAAAUGCGCUGGAAAUUAUGAAGAAAAUUAAAAGAGGGGAGUUUUCAUUUGGAGGAGAUGCUUGGAAAGAUGUAUCUCAGGAAGCCAAAGAUUUGAUACAAGGACUUCUUACAGUGGAUCCAAAUAAGAGAAUUAAAAUGACCAGUUUGAGAUACAGUGAAUGGCUUCAAGGUGGUAGCCAACUGUCAUCCAACCCAUUAAUGACUCCAGACAAUUUAGGAUCUUCAGGAGCUGCUGUUCACACUUAUGUCAAAGCAACCUUUCAUGCCUUUAACAAGUACAAGAGGGAAGGCUUUUGCCUUCAGAAUGUUGACAAGGCACCUCUUGCGAAAAGAAGGAAGAUGAAAAAGACGAGCACAAGUACAGAAACACGUAGCAGUUCCAGUGAAAGUUCUCAUUCUUCUUCGCAUUCUCAUGGUAAAACUACUCCUACAAAGACACUGCAGCCAACAAAUCCCACAGACAGCAAUACUCCAGAGACCAUCUUUCAAUUCUCUGACUGAAAAGCAGGGAAAUGGCUAUAAACUUGUUGAUACAUGCACUCCCUUUAACACAAGAGCAUCUGUUAAUUGUAAUAACUUCAU